CACUUCCGCACUCCGCCGCCUGCAGACUGCUAGCUGCUGCGGCGUUAAAACACGUUAUGAGUGAAAACGCGCCGAUUAUCGGGGCACAGACGCUGAUUUAAACCUUCCGAGCGCUCGAAGAGAAACUUUAUUCAAUCCGCGCAUCGAAACGUCGCGUUUUUAUCAGCGAACAAAGCAACCAGGAAGCGACGUUAGCGUGAGGAAGCUGAGCAAGUUCAACCGGCGGCUGCGUUUUAACCUGCUCGACUGAAGCACUAAUCCGCAGCCAGGAAGUCAUGAAGGCUUGCAGUCGACCCGGUCGAGGCUCUGUCCUGCUCUGGACUCUCUGGGUCCAGCUGGUUCUGAGUGGAAGUGGAGUUUCCGCCGGCGACGCCACCAAGAACUGCAAACUCAUCACCGAUUCCAAGUCCGAGCGGAAAGCGCUGGAACGACUGGAGCCGCUGGUGAAGAUUAACUUCACAGUGGAGUCCAAGAUCGCCAAUGAGAGCUACACGUAUGUGUUCCAGCUGUGUGGAGACGCAGGAGGCGUCCCGGGAGCUGGAGUCAUCCAGGAGGACAAGAAGACACAGAAGAAGACCAUCAUCGGCCGGUACAACACAACGCAGGCCAUCGGAGGAAGCGACUGGGUGAUGCUGAUCUACGGACACGGCGACCACUACUCGGUCCACUGCUCCAAGGAGACGAGGCAGGCCAUCGUCAUGAUCUCAUGCGACAGGAAGAUCGACAUGGGGCCGCUGGAGGUGGUUCUGGAAGACCGGGACCGGCUGCACGAGUGCUUCUACCUGUUCGAGCUGGACGCCAGCGCCGUGUGUCCGGCUAUCGAGUCCAAACUCAGCACCGGUUCCAUCAUACUCAUCAUUGCCGUCUGCGUCCUGGCCGUCUACCUGAUCGGAGGCUUCCUGUACCAGCGGCUCAUCGUCGGCGCUAAAGGCAUGGAGCAGUUCCCCAACUAUGCCUUCUGGGUGGAGGUCGGCAACAUGACGGCGGACGGCUGCGACUUCGUCUGCCGCUCAAAAAGCCGAGACGAUGCCCCGGCGUACCGAGGCGUGACGGCGGAACCACUGGAGGAGGAGCCCGAGGAGAGGGACGACCACCUGCUGCCGAUGUGACCGGAAAGCUCCCGCGUGAUGCAGUUUCCCCUCAGAAGGAGCCGCCGGCCGACACAAGUCCUCCCUCUGUUGACUCUGGUCGUGUUUCCACUUGUGCCUCGGCAGCUGCAGUCUGUUACUCAGACCUGCCUCCUCGUCCUCCCCUCCAUCCGCCCCGACGGUGAUUCACCCACAGAGACUCUUCCAUGGAAGUCUGGCAGCAGAGGAGGACGGUCGGGGAGGCCGGAUCUCGAUGUAAACUCUGACAUGUUUGUUGUUGUUUUUUUUCCCGCUCGGCUCGUGAUUGUCGGUCCUGAAGUCCACAACACUCACACAAAGUGCUUCUGCUCGUUUGAUUUGGCUUUAAUCUUGCUUUGCUUUCCACCAGAAGGUCGAGUUUUAAGCGCAGCGACUAGAAACCAAAGUUUUCCUUCCUUUCGUUACUGAAGUUACUGAAAUCUGAGCUUCGCAAACAACUGCUGAACCCACACAGCGAACAGAUGAAACUCCACAUGACGCGUCUUUAAACCAACGCUUUGCAGCGAGUGCAACUGCUGAAUAAUUUAAAAACAAUAAAACAUCACAAUUCUGCGUCUGCGGCUUGUCAUUCGGCUAAAGUUCCAAAUUGCAUUUCUUGAGAAUAAUUUUUUUCUUUAUAAAAAUAAAACAAAGCUGCAGCGAGUGAAA
Stegastes partitus (bicolor damselfish) is the source of this 1775-nucleotide messenger RNA. It is a transcript of the gene m6pr, whose product is annotated as mannose-6-phosphate receptor (cation dependent). Lineage: Eukaryota; Metazoa; Chordata; Actinopteri; Pomacentridae. Gene Ontology annotation, cellular component: endosome; trans-Golgi network; Golgi apparatus. Gene Ontology annotation, molecular function: protein domain specific binding. Gene Ontology annotation, biological process: protein targeting to lysosome. Bases 276 to 1109 code for a protein of 277 amino acids. The record is from RefSeq and is a predicted model, not a curated record. The transcript has 7 exons.